This is a messenger RNA of Serpula lacrymans var. lacrymans S7.9, 3467 nucleotides long. RefSeq lists its product as uncharacterized. Gene Ontology annotation, cellular component: nucleus; cytoplasm. The record is from RefSeq and is a predicted model, not a curated record. Lineage: Eukaryota; Fungi; Basidiomycota; Agaricomycetes; Boletales; Serpulaceae. The transcript has 14 exons. Bases 1 to 2310 code for a protein of 769 amino acids. Gene Ontology annotation, molecular function: protein binding.
AUGAAUAUCUUCAGGAGAGUACUCGGAAAAGUAUGGCAGGAUCCCAAUGCAGCCGAAGUAGUUAAGAUAUCAGAAGGACAACUCUAUCUCGUCAGGCCAGGGAACAUACGUAGCUCGAGGGAGUGCAUAUACAAUGAAGCCAUGGCUACCAUUCGGCGCGUCCCGUCUAUCGAGCACAAUUUCCAGCUGGUCAUAACUCGAGUGUACGAAGACGGAGAUCAGGAGCUGUUGGAAGACGAAGACGAAACUGAUGAGGAGCGAGUAUUCUUGAUAAGCGAAGAGCUCGAGUUCCGUUCAGGUGAGACGGAUGGCGAGCCAACGUUCAUCUGGCGUGACCUUGAUGGCGACGUCGAUGAACUAUACGAGUUCGUAGCGGCGGGCACUAACGAGCCCACGCGUGCUUUCUUCGAGACGUGCAUGUAUCGCGCAAUGUACGAACGCAAGCACAAAGCAAGUGCGGACAGCUCGCAGGAUGCCGAUCUAGACCAAUUCAUCUGGCGUCCACCAGCAAAGAAGCCGGCGAGUCAGAUAACUCCCAAGAAAAAGUCGACCAAAGCCCAGGCAGUAUCUGAUAAUCUUUCUAGUGCCAUGACCAACCUUUCUGUGGCCCAAUCCUCGCCGACCAGAAGUCCCCCACGAAGCCCUCCUAAAUCUCAGGCUCCCUUCAGUAGCGCUUCUUUACCGACUAUAUGCGCCCAAGAAGGCGAAGUUUAUUGCUACGAUUAUGAAACCGCCGAAUUUGCCCUCUCCUACGAAGGCAUCAUCAUCGCCAAAAUCGUGGAGCGAACGAAGGGAGCUUUCGACUACUGGUUAAUGGUUACGACUCCAGAGGGCGAGUUGCUCGCUCAUCCUGUCAGCUCGGAUAUGAAUCCGAAGUGGUCGAUGAGAACCCUUUCAUUAACUUGGAAUCACGUUCUCGAUAACGGAACAGUCAGUAGUUGGGUGAUCAGGUUUUAUGAGAAGGAGUCGUAUGAGGCUUUCCAGCAGGCUUUCACAAUUUCCGUGUGGGAGAGCUUGCAUAAAGUGCCGUGGGGGAAAAUAAAGGCGGACGAACAAGCUUAUGUCAUGAGUUCGAAUAAUGAAGACGUAGAAAUGCGCGACGUAGAAAAUGAAGAAGAAGACGAGGAGGAGAUAGCAUCUGAGUUAGAUGCAGAAGAGUCUAGCGAAGACGAGGAAGAGGAAGAAGAGGAAGAUUUACCCCCGCCUCUAGCGAAAGGCGAGCGCAACUCUCAGCUCACUGUCGGAUACAAGGGCGACCGAUCCUAUGUUGUCAGGGGUAACAAUAUUGGAGUAUUCAGUCACUCGGGAGACAACCAGGUUAAAUAUCAUGCAACCAUUAGCAAGAUCGCUACCACAAAAGGAAAAGAGUUCAAGCCCAAGGAGGUCAUGUUGCACGACCAAGAUACUAAGAUGCUCCUUAUGAAUCCUGUAGAUCCAUAUUCUAUCUACAACAUGGACAUCGAGCGUGGCAAAAUCGUCGAAGAAUGGAAAGUCCACGACGAUAUUACCGUUGAUCACAUCGCGCCAGACAACAAGUUCGCUCAAACCACGCGAGAACAAACAGUUGUCGGAGCGUCACACAACGCACUAUUCCGCGUCGAUCCGCGUGUAUCGGGAAACAAGAUGGUCGAUAGCCAGUACAAGCAGUACGCCACUAAAGCGAAGUUCUCGGGCGUUGCCACAACAGAAGGCGGAAAGCUUGCUGUCGCAAGCGAAAAGGGCGACAUCAGGCUGUAUGAUAGUAUUGGGAAGAAUGCGAAAACAGCCUUGCCUCCUCUUGGUGAUCCGAUCCUCGGCAUUGAUGUCACGGCCAAUGGACGAUGGAUCGUGGCUACGACGAAGACGUAUCUUCUGCUUAUUGACACACUCAUUGGUGAGGGUCGGUAUGCAGGUAGCUUGGGCUUUGAUCGAAGCUUCCCUGCUACUGCAAAGCCUGUGCCGAGAAGGCUCCAACUGCGCGCUGAACAUGUUGCAUAUAUGAAUCAUGACAUCAACUUCUCGACUGCCAGGUUUAAUAUGGGAGCGGGUCAGGAAGAAAACGCGAUCGUUACCUCGACGGGGCAGUUCGUCGUUGCAUGGGACUUCGCUAAAGUCAAGAAGGGUCAACUCGACAAAUAUGAAAUCAAGAAGUACGAGGACAUGGUUGUACAAGACAACUUCAAAUUUGGCGACGACAAAGAAAUUAUUGUCGCUUUGCAGAAUAACGUUUUGGCUAUCAAUAAGAAGAAUCUUAAAAGACCUACUCGUACCUCGCUUGCGCCUAGCACGAGUUUUCGGAGUAGAUCAAACAUCGUCAACGCGCCUUACUGAACAUUUUUUUUUCAUUACGUUCACGAUCAUCGUUCCAAACCAUUCCGACUGCUUCGGUGAAUCGAGAGUGGUUAUUUUCAUUUAAACAAUCUCUGUGACUAAAGGAAGAUGUAUCUCCAGUUUGUGAUACCCUGUUCUCCUGUAAUUCGUGGUAUUUGCGGCUGAAAUUAUCUACAGUAAACAACGUGAGAGAAAGAGGAGAUCAGUAUUUGUACAUCCAAUAAUAUGUUGUUUCCAUCUAUAAAUCAAGAAUAACUGAAAAUGCUUUACACCAAUAGCCCAUUCUGUUAUCGCCUUGCACACUAGGAGCUUACUCUUUAGCGCUGCUCUGCGUGUAGCCGUCUUUCACACCUUUGAUGCUCGGCGCAUCCCUUCUGUGAACGUAACGCCAAAUGCCAAGAUGCCACAUGAUCCUAGGUAUCAUCAAAGUCAAGCCUAGUACAACUGUGGUCCAUAACAUGGGCGUCCAGUUUCUGAUUUCCCAUCGCUCCUCACCCAAGGCCCACACCGUUACGUAUAAAUGCAUGGCAUCGCCAACCAGAAGCGGAGUCAGGAGUGCAUUGACGAUUUGCUCCUGCAGAGCAGGCUGCACAGACAAGUGCUUUCUUGCAGCGGAUAAAACGAAAAAGUUGACUACGCCGAUGAGGGCACAAACAUGGGCGAGUUGUACGACUGUCACGAUAGAAGCUUUCGGUAUAGCCUCUGGAGGCGAACUGCCAGUUGGCCAGGGCGCUUGGGUAUUAUGAGCUGAUACAGGAUCAUGGAGAGUGCCGAUGAAACCGAGCAGAGUCAAUGCUGGUUCGUAGAAACCAAAGAGGGCAUAGUAAAAAUCAGGGAUGGCGGAAGGACGUGGUUGAUGCAUGGGGGGAUGUGUAAAACUGUAGCAGCAGGCUACUACGGCAGACGUCAAGCCGUGUAUCUUGUGAUGUGAUGCUGCCCGUUCUAUAUACGUUUACUGCUGGGGUUCAAUUUUGUACAACGUUCACCCUUGGCCCGGUUUUUUCGAAAUUUCUCCAAGCCAACAAUGAAUUUGACUUGGGCUCUGAUAGCUUCCUUCCUGCGAAUAGUUACUUGUUUGCCAUACCAGUGGGAAGAGAAAGACUGAUAAUAGGCAAUGCCGUACCCAGACAGGCCCGGGGUUCACAGUACUCGGCAUC